AGGGCCCAAUUUGCUCUACAUUGUCGUGUACACUCAGCUCUGUUAGUCCUCCAUCAGGCUGACUUAUGCCUCUGUAUUAGCACUACACAAUGAAUUUCUACUUUGAGGCAGCCAAAGUACUUGACAAGCUUGACUCGAAGAAGGGCUCGAUCAAGAGCAUCAUCGCCACGGUAGCUGAGAAAGACAGGAGGCGCACAGCGGCGUUGGUCAUCGAGACCCUCAAGUACAAACCUGUCUUGAACGAAGUAAUUGAUGCCGCGAAGCUUCUGAAGGAAGAGCGCAAGAUCACGUCCCGGAACCUCGCGCUACUGCUGAUACAUGACCUCUUACUCGCCAAUGGCAUACAGGCAGGGGAUGGGCCCGUCAAACAAGGCAUUCUACGGCACAAGACCAGACUCCAUAGCGAGUUCACGCGGAUCAAGAUCAAGCGGGGCGCGAAGACGAACGCAGAACUCGCGCAGACCGACGACUCCAGAGCCGCGCAAAUACCACGUUAUGUGCGAGUCAACCGGAAUUGCUGGACGACGGAAAAAGCGGUCGAGACAUUCGCAUCGCGUGGCUACGAGCUCGCUGACCCGCUUUCUUCAUACAAGGCGUUCGCCAAGGAUGAACACAUCCCUGACCUCCUCGCCUUCCAUCCCCAAGUGCAGUUCGCCGAAGACGCCUUGUACAAGGAAGGCAAGAUUAUCUUACAAGACAAGGCCUCAUGUUUUCCUGCACACGUUCUCGCCCCGCCAGCCGAUGAAGGCUGCCAUGUCAUUGAUGCUACUGCCGCGCCGGGAAACAAGACUUCGCACUUGAGUGCGUUGAUGGGCAACAAAGGCAGAUUAUACGCUUUUGAGCGCGACCGCAAGCGCUUCUCAACACUGAAGAUGAUGCUCGCCAAAGCUCGGUGUAAGAACGUUGAGGCCGUCAACGCGGACUUCCUCACGACGAGUCCGACCGAUGAGAGAUACAGCAAAGUGACCCAUAUCCUACUCGACCCCUCAUGCAGUGGAUCUGGCAUCGUGAACCGAAUGGAUCACUUGCUGGAGUCGGAUACGCAGGAAGACGAAGGACAGGACCGACUGGCGAAGCUCGCCGCGUUCCAACUCAUGAUGAUCAGACACGCCAUGAAAUUUCCAUCAGUGAAGCGAAUCGUCUACUCAACAUGCAGCAUCCACGCCAUCGAGAACGAGCGGGUGGUCCGGCAGGCGCUCGAGACACCUGAAGCAACUGAUGGACACUUCGCCCUCGCUCCGCUGGCGGAUGUCCUCCCGACAUGGAGACGGCGAGGCCUGGUCGAGGAGAUGAACAGUCCGGAUGAUGCACAAUCGCUCGUGCGGUGUUCACCGGAUGGAGAUGCGACGAACGGGUUCUUCGUAUGCUUAUUCGUAACGAAACAUGACGGCGGCGGAGGCGCAGCUGCCGUAAAACAGAAACGGCGAAUCGACGAUGAAACCACCGAUACAACACGUAAGAAACGCAGCAAACACAGGAGAAAGGAGGCCAGCGGUGCAGGAGAAUCGUCGUGACCUUGAUUGUACGUGCGGAGUCAAUACCAGAUUUUAUUCGUCGCAGGUUACAUAUCGCCAAACGCUAUAGUCAGAAAAGUCGGGGCUACAUAUCGGACAAGAGCGGAAGCGGUCGACUGCCCGUGUCAGUUGGCGAUGGUCAGUUUUAUCGCAGACGAACCUCAU
Messenger RNA from Rhodofomes roseus, 1679 nucleotides. Its product is annotated as S-adenosyl-L-methionine-dependent methyltransferase. Gene Ontology annotation, cellular component: nucleolus. The transcript has 9 exons. The record is from RefSeq and is a predicted model, not a curated record. NCBI's taxonomy places the organism in Eukaryota, Fungi, Basidiomycota, Agaricomycetes, Polyporales, Fomitopsidaceae. Bases 90 to 1514 code for a protein of 474 amino acids. Gene Ontology annotation, molecular function: methyltransferase activity. Gene Ontology annotation, biological process: rRNA base methylation.